Molecule: messenger RNA, 2160 nt
Organism: Saxophila tyrrhenica
Lineage: Eukaryota; Fungi; Ascomycota; Dothideomycetes; Mycosphaerellales; Extremaceae
Exons: 2
Coding region: 1-2160 (719 amino acids)
Source: RefSeq, a predicted model, not a curated record
AUGGCCCCCCUCCACCGCCGCGCACCUAGCAGAGACGCCGAGCUAGGCAAGCGAGACGACGACUACCGGCCAAGGACAAGUACGUCUUCGACAGGCCUGCCAUGGCGAUGGCGCAAGAGGAGGGUCGUGUUCGUCCUACUCGGGCUUAUGCUGGUCUACCUCUUCAUAAAGAACAUGCCCACAGAUCUUCCGACGAUUGAUGAACGCAUGGGAAGGCCCUCACGCCCAGGGCACGUCGUACCAGUAUCAGAUGUGCGGGCGCUCAAAGAGCCGGUGGGCGCACCUCCACGGUCUGCGAACGACGACGAGGGACCGCACUACUACAACGGACCGAUCAAGUUCUACCGGCUUGCUACCACUUUACGAGGCAUUUCGCGGACAGGAGGGUCAAAAGUGGACAACCGGAACGUGCUAUUCGCAGCUUCGUCAUUGAAGAGUGUUGCGAACCUCAUACCGAUGGCUUGCGCGAUGGCAAAGGCGGACAGGAAUUACGUGCAUCUGGCGCUACUUGGAAGGGACGCUCUACCUCUGAAUGAUAUACUGGAGAUCAACGGCUUCGACAAGAAAUCAUGCCAAGUCUUCUUCCACGAUGCGCGCGGGGAUUACUCCGAGUACAGCUCGGAGACGCGAGCAGAAGUGUCGGUUUCAGGCGCCAUGAAGCAUAUAAACGACUUCAUCCAUGCGCAGGCGAUUGUCAUGGAUGACAGCAUUGUCGAGGAUGGCUUCUUCACACGCGCGAUGCGAAGGAGAGCAGGGGAGUACCGGCGCGCACUGAUCGAGGUACCUGCCGAGAGCUCCGGCGGUCUUAUUCGACUGCUCAAGAGCCUUCAACGAGCAGACUAUACAGGACUGCGGCCGCCGCGGUUGUCCAUUGAGCUGCCCAAUGACAUCGAGCACUUCGCGAGAGGGUACAUCGAAGGUUUGGACUGGCCGCCUGAUGAGAGGGCUUCGCCUUUAAGAACGAAUGCUCUAUCACUGCGGCAUCGUAUCACGACUUCACGUUUGAACUCCGAGCAGAUGUCUCUCCGCUUUGUGGAGUCGUUCUUCCCUGCCUCUACCAUCGACGAUCAUGUGCUCAUACUCUCACCGCAAGCUGAGGUGGAUCAACUCUACCUCCAGUACUUGUACUACCUCAUCUUGGAGUACCGCUACUCUCUGAUCGGGAGCCGAGACACGGAGGAUCUCCUUGGCCUUUCUCUGGACGUGCCGACGAACUUCAUCAACGGCUCUUCCGGCUUCGAGCCGCCAACAGCAGCAGAUAUGCAGGAAGAUGAAGAUCGAAAGUACGAAGCCUUGGCCAAGUCGGAUCCUGUGCCUUUCUUAUAUCAAGCCCCCUCGUCGACCUCAAGCCUAAUCUUUGGCGACAAAUGGACGACUUUCCACAACUUCCUCUCGCGGCGGUUGGAAAUGUCUGAGACCGGCGUGGCAGAAAAGCACACGAAGCAAGUCGCCGAGACCGAACCAGCUUGGAUGGAGUAUCUGCUCGAACUCAUGACGGCGAGAGGCUGGAACAUGCUGCAUCCUGCUUCUCCAAUGGGAACUGUGCAUAAUGAACUUGCUCGGAUACCUGAAGAGUACAUUCGCGAAGCCAAAACCAAGGACGAAAAGCCAAAUACCGCUCCACCACAAAAUUCAGAAGACGAGCCUUUUCUCAUUGCCGACACCCCGCCGUCCAUUCAACCGCACGUCGAACACAACCAGCCAGCCAGCCAUUUGUCACUCUCAGACACUCUACCGUUCGACGGGAACCUUCCAGAUCUCGGCACCCUCCCGCAUCUCUACCGCAAUGGCAAGGUCUUCGUUCCCUACGAGAGCGGUGAGUACCAAGACACAUAUCUCACGUGGUUCCGCCAGCAUAUCGGCGGCUGCGACUUGGCGACUGCACAGAGGAAGAGGGUGGUGCAUUGGUUGAGCGCGGACGACUUGUUCUGUGUGGCUGGUAUACCUAAUGAUUAUGACGAGGGAAGACGGGAAGAGGAGGAAGAGGAGGGAGGUGAUGGUGAUGAUGCCAGUGCUGAUGCGGCGUUAGCAUCAGGGGAAGCUGCAGGCGCGGAGGAAAGAAGAGAGGACGACGAGAAGAGCAGUCGGGCUCCCACUGGGCCCGGGGCCGACGACGAUGAUGGAGCAGAUGAGGGGCAACAAGACGGCGUACAGGUGUGA